GGGGCUGUAAACUUGAAAGCUCCAAAGAGUAUUGGGUGGGACGGAGGCUUCAGUCUUGUGUCCAGGUUUUUCAGAAGUUCUGCAGGGUGUGUGUGUCCAGGUGCACAUACUCGUUAUAAGGCAGAUAUGAGCAUAGCUCAAAGGUGGUGGAGGAAUAGCAGUUGUUAUUGCUACAAGCCUGAAUAUAGAGUCCUGUCAGGAGAGCUGGAAGCUCCUGGUGGAGACUACAACCCUUGUGAGGGAGAUUCUAGGCCCAAGGACUGGGAAAGUCUGGCCAGCUACAAGAGUUUGGGAGACCAAAACUGGGAG
This is a messenger RNA of Staurois parvus, 309 nucleotides long. The record is from the annotation of a GenBank genome assembly. Lineage: Eukaryota; Metazoa; Chordata; Amphibia; Anura; Ranidae.